CGUUACACGUCAUGCAACGCGCGCAUAUGCGACGGACACCACCCACACAUCAUCGGACAGCCCGAGCACCGAGCAGUCGCGCACCGAGCAGCCAAGAUAUCGUAAAGCAACAAUGCGCGUCGAAUACCACCCGCGGAGGAUCAAGGAUAACUACUCGCUCUACAUUCGCCCAUGGGACGAGAUUGAGAGCAUGCCCGCUUUCUUCGCUAUGCUCCGCGGCAUCGAGAAGCGGUUCGGGCGCGUGCGGGAAUUUCGCACAGGACGGGAUUACGAUAUCCCUUCGAAAUACACCGGCUACUUCAUUGCGGACCUCGAGGACUCGGAGGCGUACCAGCGCGUCCCGGAGAAGGGCACCAGCGUGAAGGUCGAGGUCCCCGUGUCAAAGCGCGACCGCCCUGGGGGAAUCGGACUCGACGAUCUACAGGAAUUGCUCCAAGCCCAAGAAUGGGACGCCCAAGCGACUGGCGACGGUAUCUACUCGACACCUAUACGCCCCGUCUCCGGGCCCGAAGGCGAGACUCCGCGGGAGACCAGGGUCGUGGAGCUGAUCGUCCAGCGCUCAACUGCUCCCCAAACCGAGGUUAGACACCGACGGCGCAUGAAGGAAACCGGCGAGUUCGGCCUCGCGUUCCACCGCUGGGCCGGGUUUUACAAGCCUGAAGAGGGUCUCCCUAUACAGCGGGAGAUGGAGCGCGCGCUGACCAAGUGGGAGCCUUUCGUCGCGGAGCGGGCGAGCCAGGCUCAAGCCCGGGCCUCCGCAAGGGUAGCCGAAGUGCAGGUCGACGACGAGCCCGAAAGCGACUUCCUCUCGAUGCGCCCGCCUGCGGGAUAUGAGCCCCAGGCUGAGGACUUGGAAGAGCCCUCGAAAGCACUAGACGCGUCUGCGUCCGCGACAGAGAGCUCUCCUCUGGCCGCUUCCACUAGCGCACCCGCUGCUGAAACCGACUCUCUCGCACCUCCGCCCGCUCCGGAAACACAACAGCCCGUGCGCCUCUCGCAACGCGAGAAGAUUCUGCAGCGCGCACGCUUGCACGCGAAAACGCCGCUGCCCGAGCCGAUCACCGAGGAGGCCAAGGCGCAGAAGGAGGCGGAGGAGCGCGCGCGCAAGGCGGAAGAGCAGCAAACCACGAGCUCACUCCGCGAGAAGCUCGUGAAGCUCAUGGGCGGGAACUGGUCAUGAGUCGCCUGCUAGGGUGCGGACCUCGAGGGCGAGCAGGGGUCGGAGGCGUGAAGUACGAUAAUUGUGAUCUAAUAGCGCGUUGGAUAUAAACGUGCGUUUAUUGCCCUCUCGUUCGUAUCGUCGUGUGCCUACCAGCGUG
Messenger RNA from Trametes versicolor FP-101664 SS1, 1319 nucleotides. RefSeq lists its product as uncharacterized. The transcript has 3 exons. Lineage: Eukaryota; Fungi; Basidiomycota; Agaricomycetes; Polyporales; Polyporaceae. The coding region runs from base 113 to 1180 and encodes 355 amino acids. The record is from RefSeq and is a predicted model, not a curated record.